AUGACGACGCCUAACGUUCUCGCGUUCGAGCUUGACGGUCGCCCCAUAGAGUUCGCUGUGUGGUUAGACGACCUCCAACUGUUCCUUCUGACCGAUGCCAAAGAGGGCGUUUCACUGUUCGAUUACGUGUCUGGCACUGCCGUUGCUCCUACUGCCGAUGCUCCUGCUCUUGAACGCUCGCAGUGGCAGACUUGCGAUGCUGCUGCACGCCUAGCUAUUAGGAACCAUCUGCCGAUUACUGAGCGCGCGCAUUUCAGCCAGCACAAAAGUGCUAAGACGCUGUACGACGCUGUAGUUGCGCGCUACUCCUCCCCGGCCACUGCAGCCAUAGGUCGGCUCAUGCUACCCUACCUGUUCCCCGACCUUUCCUCGUUCACCGCUGCUGAUGACCUCAUUUCUCAUCUGCGCGCUACUGACACUCGCUUUCGUGCCGCCCUUUCAGCCGAGUUCUGCGCCGCAACCCCCCCCCCCCCCCCCCCCGCCCCGAUGUACUUCACUCUCUAUUUCCUCGUCAUCCACCUCCCUGACACUCUUAGCUCUGUCAGGGACCACUUCCUAGCGCUAGACCCCACCACUCUCACUGUCGACGACUUCGAGAAGCACCUCCUCGCAGCAGAGAAGAACAUCCUCGCUGUAGGUGCUGCUCGUGGCACUCCUCGCUCUCCCCUCUUUGAGGGGUGCUCCCCCUCCCCUCUCACCCCCUCCUACGCCUCCGCAGCUGCUGCUCACGACUACCUUGGUGCUGAGGAGGUCGGAGCUGCUUCCGCUCCUAGUGGGAAGCGUCGCAGCGGCAGGGGCGGCAGGGGUGGCAGGGGCGGUGGGGGUGGCGGUGGAGGUGGCGGUGGUGCAGGCGGCGGGGGGGGCAUGGGAUAA
This is a messenger RNA of Closterium sp. Naga37s-1, 873 nucleotides long. The record is from the annotation of a GenBank genome assembly. Lineage: Eukaryota; Viridiplantae; Streptophyta; Zygnematophyceae; Desmidiales; Closteriaceae.